AAAAGCACCCAAAGAACUACACACUACUUCUACUAUACAAUUCUCGUGCUCACCAACAUUCUUUACCAAUUUUGUUUCUCUCUACCUUUUUUUAUUUACACAGUGAAGUGAUUGAUUUGUACAAAAAAACAAAACGUGACUGGUACUGAUUUUCGAAGAUCAGAAGGAAGAAAUUGUCUAAGGAGUUUUGGAUUACAAACACUGAAAGAAUAUUAUGGAAUGCUGACAGAAUAAUGGAACAAUGGAAACGUCGAAAAGGCCAAGCGGUUGCCCUGCUGCUACUGGUUGCUAUGGUUUCUCAGGUGGAAAGCUGUGGUUCAGUUGAAGGGUUGUCAGGGGUGGAUAAGCAGUUGGCGAAGUACGUGGAUGGCAUCUUCAGCGCGGAUAGUGUGGAUGUGAUGCCUGGUGUCGGGAUUGAAAGAGUUAGGAAUGGGACAGAGGAGGAGAAUUGUUCUGAAGCGAAGAGUUUGGCAUCAGUGGAGGACUACUUCUACAAUAAAUGGAACGACUUCAGCAAAAACCACGUCGUUUCAGUGAACAUUCCAGAAACAGCCAGAUUCCUGAAAAUAGGUACUGGUAAAAGCUCAUUUCUGGCCGGUUUCGGUAUGGGUUUUCUAGCGUUCGCAUUGAAGAAACUGCUGCUGCCCGUGUUCAUCGGUGCACAACUGGUGAAGUCCGUGUUGAUCGCGAUGUUCCUGCCAUCGAUCCUCGGAAGUCUAGGUAAAAUCGUCGGAAAAGGUCUGUCAACGUUCUCAGGGUUCUCCGGGUCCUCGGCGGGAUUAGGAGGCGCCGGCGCCAAUCAACAAGUUGAGGAUUUCGAGUUCAAAGACACCGGACCCUAUAAUAACGACGUCGCUGAGACUACGAAUACGGAAACACCACAGCAGGCUAUGAACAGGUUGAGCUUUGAGCAUGCUAGGAAUCCGUUCCAAGGAAACGAGAAUUAUUACUACAAACAUUCGAAUAAGAAGACGGAUUACAAGGUGUUCCACAAGAUACCAUCCUCGUCGAUGCUCUUGACCACCUACGAUCCAUUCUACAGUCCUCUUCUCUCCCGUCUGGACUCUGUAUUCCAGCAGCUAGGAUUAGGGUCGAAGGGCGCCGAUACCGAAAAGUGUAGGGAGCGACUAGUCUGCAUGAUGUACGCAAAUCCUGCGAAAUACGCGCCCUACAGUAACCUAGUCUCGGCACAAUUGAGCAGAGAAUUGAACGAGCUGCGUAAACCGGCUUCAGAUAAUCCCGAGAUCCUGCGGUUCUUCAAGUACAUGAAAGCGGCGAAGGAUGGUCAGGAUGGAGAGGAAUGUUUAGCACAUGGUGGAUGUCCUUCGUUAACGUCGCAUCAGCAGAGUCCUGCGAUGCUGACUACAUUCAACGAUAUCAAUAAACUGGUGCAGGCCCGGAAAAUCCAAUGAUCACGCACGUUGUCAUGGAAACGAUCUCCAUCACUUCCUCUCACCGGAAGUAACGCAGUGGUUCCAAAAUACAAAACUAAAAAAAACAAGCAAAAAUUUUACAGAAAACCAGUCAAAAUUCAACAAGUACAAAAAUAUAUCUGGAUUAUAUUUAUUUAAACAAUUUGCAAAAGCCUCUUGUAAUGAUAGCACCAAGUUAAUUAUCCUUAUUUUCUACAUUCAAAACCUAACGUAUUUAUUUAUUUCUUUUAGUUAGAUUUUUUUCAUAUUUCAUUUCUUUUUU
This is a messenger RNA of Nicrophorus vespilloides, 1695 nucleotides long. RefSeq lists its product as uncharacterized. The transcript is spliced from 5 exons. Lineage: Eukaryota; Metazoa; Arthropoda; Insecta; Coleoptera; Silphidae. The coding region runs from base 234 to 1412 and encodes 392 amino acids. The record is from RefSeq and is a predicted model, not a curated record.